AUGCGGGCGUCUAAUUCCAUCACAAACCGAUCGGAUAUCACGUUUUUGGCGUCAGCAGCGGACCCAGGGGGGGUACUUGAGGAACCCGCUGAUCCUCGACAUGUUACUCUCCUCCUGCUGUGCGCGCGGACGUGUGAUUAUGGUGUGGUUGUGGUUCGUGUUGGACAAAUGAAACAACCCAUCCUCCCACAGCCCAGUGGCAGCAAGAGUUGAGCGAUUGUGCGGACCUCUCGUUCGGGCCGACAGUUUUGAAGGAAUAAAGCAAAGUGUUUUUCCGGCGUCUGGGUCAGGUGGUCGAGGGAGAGGGGGGCGAUCCGGGGCGUGCUAUUCGAGUCUUGUGCAGUGGUUCGGGUUGCAACGAAGAGGAGGAUGGACCUAGUGAGUGCUACCCGUUGUAGACCGUAGGUCCCCAGCGGUUUUAACGCCUAUUGGAUUUUCAUCAUUACUCGGUGGGUGCCAGUGCCUCUA
This is a messenger RNA of Ectocarpus sp. CCAP 1310/34, 468 nucleotides long. Lineage: Eukaryota; Phaeophyceae; Ectocarpales; Ectocarpaceae. The record is from the annotation of a GenBank genome assembly.